AUGGUCAAGACACUCCCCUUUGGUAGCAUCCAGGUCCCCUCGCCGGGCUUCGGCGCCAUGGGCCUCAGCUUUGGCUUGGGUAGCAACCUGAGCCUCGAGGAAGCCGAACCCGUGCUGUUGAAGGCAAUCGAACUGGGAUGCACCUUCUGGGACACCGCCGUUGUCUAUCAAGCCGGUGUGAACGAGAAGCUACUGGGAGAGUUCAUCAGAAAGCACAACGUUCGGGAUAAGAUUUUCAUUGCCUCAAAGUGUGGCUUUGACGUCUUUGGAGACCGCUCGAUCACCAAUUCCGCCUCUCAUAUCAAGGAGUACAUCGAUGGUACUAUCGAAAGACUGGGCUUUGCUCCGGAUCUCUACUAUUUGCAUCGCAUCGAUCCCAACACGCCUCUCGAGGAAUCUAUCCCCGCACUUGAUAAAAUUCGCAAGGCCGGAAAGACCAAGUACAUUGGCCUUUCAGAAUGCUCUGCCAAGACACUGCGCAAAGCCAAUUCGAUCGCCAAGAUCGAUGCCGUCCAGGCCGAGUACUCCGCCUUCGAAACAGUACACGAGACGGACGGCCUCAUUGAAGCUUGCACGGAACUCGGAGUGGCCUAUGUCGCCUACAGCCCGCUCGGACACGGCUGGCUCGUUGACAACUUUGACUACAAGACCCCUGAUGACUUUGCACCGGACGAUUUCCGUCGAAACUCUCCCAAGUUCCAAGGCGACAACUUUUACAAGAACAAGGCAAUCGUUGAAGAGAUCAAGAAGAUCUCUUCCCGAAGAGGCUGCCCAGUUAGUCAAGUUGCUCUUGCCUGGGUUGCUGCUCAGGGGAUGAUUGCCAUUCCCGGUACCACUAAGGCGAAGCGCUUGGAAGACAACUGGGCAUCUCGAGAUAUUGAAUUGACCGAUGAGGAGAAGCAGGAAAUGAGGAGGAUUGUCGAUUCUGCCAAGCCCCACGGCAACAGAUACUCUGAAGCUCACCAGGCGAUGGUGGGACACUAA
This is a messenger RNA of Penicillium atrosanguineum, 984 nucleotides long. RefSeq lists its product as uncharacterized. Gene Ontology annotation, cellular component: cytoplasm. The transcript has 6 exons. NCBI's taxonomy places the organism in Eukaryota, Fungi, Ascomycota, Eurotiomycetes, Eurotiales, Aspergillaceae. The record is from RefSeq and is a predicted model, not a curated record. The coding region runs from base 1 to 984 and encodes 327 amino acids.